Trypanosoma cruzi is the source of this 1161-nucleotide messenger RNA. Its product is annotated as mucin-associated surface protein (MASP), putative. The transcript has a single exon. NCBI's taxonomy places the organism in Eukaryota, Euglenozoa, Kinetoplastea, Trypanosomatida, Trypanosomatidae. Bases 1 to 1161 code for a protein of 386 amino acids. The record is from RefSeq and is a predicted model, not a curated record.
AUGGCGAUGGUGAUGGCUGGCCGUGUGCUGCUGGUGUGUGUCCUCUGCGUGCUGUGCUGCGGUGCCGGCGGGGUUUAUGCGAGGGAACUCGACAACAAGGCACUGGGUGGCUACAUGGCGUUGAGAGGGUUUGGAAGGAAUACGUCGUUUUUGUCAAACGGAUCUAUUAAAAAAUUAUCCACACCGCUUUUGCUGUCAGCAUCGUUUAUCUCUGCUAUGCAAGCCGAAGCUCGUGAAGAAGAUGUUCCUUCUGCAAGGGUUACUGAUUCACCUUUAAGUGGAGCCACUGGUCUUGGUACUGUUCCACAUGUUCCAGGUGGUCCUCCUGCUGCGGAAGGCAAAUCACUGGGGCCUCCUUCUGUCAGUCAUUCCUCACGCAAUACUGGUGGUAGCUCGGGGAAUGUAGGCAGUGUUCCAUCCACUACGCAGAAUAAAUCCCCAGAAGAAAUUCCGCUACAAGAACAGACAGGGACUGAACAAAACUUUUUGUCGCCAGAGAAGAAGGCAGCCGAUGAAAAAAUUGAUGGGGCGCAGAUACAAGAUUAUUCUUCAGCACUGCGUCAAGGCGUUGACGACGCUGCCACGUUGGAUGGCGAAGGUAUAAAUUCUUUGGAGGAAACAAAGAAUGAAAAAGAGGAUAUCAAAACCCCCGAAGCAGAAGAGUCACUAGAGGAUCCAACUAAAAAAUUACAGGGCGGUGAAACGGACCCACCGGCGUCAUCAACAGAAAAAAAGCCGGAGCCUCAACCCCCGCAUCGAACGAAAAAUCCAGCAACUGAAGAGAACGACAGCAAGAACACGGAUGCAUCUACGGCAUUACCGAAUACAGGGCAAGAAGACAAUCCGAAAAAAAGAAGAACUGAAGGUCCUUUGCAUGAAGCAGGUACCGUGCAGAGUACAUCAACUGGCAUUCAAGAACAAACACCUGCGGCCGCGCCAAAUGAAAAUCCUUCAUCACUUCCAAAGGAACAAUCUACUGUAACACAGACUACUACGAAUGCUCAACCUCUGGAUUCCGUACAAACCAAAAAACGCCAAAGUGGCGAUAAGAAAAAGCUCGACAACAGUGACAGCAGCACCGCGGUCUCCCACACCACCUCCCCUCUUUUGCUUCUUCUUGUUGUUGUGUGUGCGGCUGCUGCUGCGGUGGUGGCCGCGUGA